Molecule: messenger RNA, 620 nt
Organism: Diabrotica balteata
Lineage: Eukaryota; Metazoa; Arthropoda; Insecta; Coleoptera; Chrysomelidae
Source: the annotation of a GenBank genome assembly
CUUCUUGCAAGUAUCUUUGUUUUUAUUUUGAUUACAGGCAAAAAUUUUAAGGGUGGAAAAUAAUCCAAAUUAAAUACAAUGAGUAAUAUACCAUUAUUUCCAAAUUUAAAACCUCGCUUGAUGCAUGCAUCUUGGUUUGAUGUCGAUCAACCUUGUGAUGAUGAAGAGGAAGUUACUCAAUUAGAAAAAGAUCAUGAACAUUGGCUGAUGUCUAUAAAGCAUAAAAAUGCCGAUUUAACUCCUAUUGGGAAAACAGCUUCGGAGGUAAUGAAAUAUAAUACCAUUGAGGAAGAUGAAGAAGAGGAUGACGAAGACGACAAUGAUGAUGAUGACGAAUCUGAAACACAGGAUGAAGAAGAGGAAGAUGAAAUUGAAAUGGACGUUUCUCAGGAACGCAGUUCGCCAGUGGAUGUUAGCAUAAGACUUGUUCAAGGUCAUGGCGUGCGAUAAAUUAUUAUAGUUCAUAUUUAUUCUACAAAUAAUAAGAUAUUCAGAUGCGUUUAUCUGAUUUGUUUUUAUUGAGUUUUCUAUCAUGUUAGGCUAUUACUAUGUAAAAUAUGCAAGUAUGUUGUCUUAAUUAUUUACUGUGUUUUAUAACCAAUAUAUACUUUAUAAAUCAA